Rodentolepis nana is the source of this 384-nucleotide messenger RNA. NCBI's taxonomy places the organism in Eukaryota, Metazoa, Platyhelminthes, Cestoda, Cyclophyllidea, Hymenolepididae. The record is from the annotation of a GenBank genome assembly.
AUGUCUGCCAAGCCACAGUUGGGACGGGAUUCGACUAUGGUCGUCACCGCAAAGGUUGGUAAAGAAUUUCUUGGUGAUGAAAAGCUUGGUGACACUCGUCUCAAUACGCAGGCUAAGAAAGCUGCCAGAAAAGCCACUAUGCGCAAGGGCCAAUCUAUCAAGCGCACCAUUGAAGAAGCCAAACUACUACUUGGUAACAGCGGCCUAGCUGACGUGAACUCUGCCCGUCAGUUGCGUAAACAUCCAGCUCCCGUUGUCGUCUCAAAACCUCGACGAACUCACAAAAAGGGAGGUGGACGUCCGAAGAAGACAGCUUCGAAAUCGGAGACUUCAGCACCUGCCGCCGAUGUCAAUAAUGCCGAUGACGCCAACGCUUCGUCUUGA